Molecule: messenger RNA, 945 nt
Organism: Saccostrea echinata
Lineage: Eukaryota; Metazoa; Mollusca; Bivalvia; Ostreida; Ostreidae
Exons: 8
Coding region: 1-891 (296 amino acids)
Molecular function (GO): methyltransferase activity
Source: RefSeq, a predicted model, not a curated record
AUGGAAAGACCUGUCUUAGAAUACGCAGAUGUGGUAUGGGAUAACUGCUCUCAGGAAAAUACAGAAUUGUUAGAAAAGGUUCAAGUAGAAGCUGCAAGAAUUAUUACUGGUCUAAGACCAAGGAACUUAAAGAAGGGGCUGUGCAGUCGUCCUAAAUACAUUCCAGUUUCCUUGCGUUAUGACCACCAGGGAUUGCAGUAUGAUGAGCAAUGUUUUGACCUGGAGGAAUAUUAUCAUUACAGGGCAGAGGAAGCACUUAUCAAAUCUAGCAUUAAAGGUGUUGUAUCCAAUCUGUGUAUUCCCUGCAAAGUAUUUGACAUUGGAUGUGGAAAUACUAAAAAAGCACAAAUGUUAUUGAAUGAACUAUUACAGUAUCAAAAUACAGUAGAAUACGCACCCAUUGACGUUUCCAAAGAUUUUCUAAAUGAAGUUUGUGAUGUCCUUUACCAAAUUUAUGGAGAUAGCCUCAGUGUCGAUCCGAUGUCAGACGAUCUGUUCCAGGCAUUGUCCAAGAUUGGGAACUAUAGAGGUCGGAAAGCUCUUUUAUGGAUAAGCGGACUGCAGAUGUUUCCCAACGAUACUCAACUUAAAAUGUUGUCCAACAUUUCCUCCACUCUGGAAGGAAAUGAAGUCUUUUUGAUAACAGCUGAUAUCACACAAAAUAAAGAAGUCAUUGAGAAGGCAUACCUGAAUUUGGAUGUUUCAGAUAAGCUGGGAAUAACGAUGACAUUGGAAGAAGGCGAAAAAUUGAUACUUCAUGGGGGAAGUGGAAUGAGUCACAAAUACACAAGUAAUCAACUGGAAUAUCUGUUUGCCAAAGCACAUUUACGUAUUCUAAAUAAAUGGGAAAAUGAAAACUCUGCCCUGUUCCUCUGUAAACGCGAAAUGUGAUACAUACGCUUAGUUAAAUAUGUCUUGUCCAUUAAUCAUUCAGAAAUAAAAAUA